Molecule: messenger RNA, 3067 nt
Organism: Saccostrea cuccullata (small rock oyster)
Lineage: Eukaryota; Metazoa; Mollusca; Bivalvia; Ostreida; Ostreidae
Exons: 11
Coding region: 69-2981 (970 amino acids)
Molecular function (GO): flavin adenine dinucleotide binding; oxidoreductase activity, acting on CH-OH group of donors
Source: RefSeq, a predicted model, not a curated record
UCAAGAAGAAAGGACUACAAAAUUUAAGGUCGACGGGCAAGAAUUAAGGAGACAAACUAUAUAAAAAAAUGUCCUUUCGGUGUGUUUGUUUGUUACUUUUGGUCGUAUGUGUUGUAAUAGAUGCACAGCUCGAUUGCAGCAUAAUUUUACAUGGGACAUACGAUUACAUUAUUGUGGGCGGAGGAACAUCCGGGUCAGUUAUUGCCUCCAGAUUGUCGGAAGAUCCAGACAUCCGCGUCCUUUUAUUGGAGGCUGGCAAAGAUGAUGACGAAACAUUUGAAAGUCACGUGAUCGACACACCAGGUCUUGCUAACAGCCUCGUCGGAAGCAGCGUUGAUUGGAAAUACGAGACAGAACCUCAAAAGCAUUGUUGUGAUGGCCUCAAAGACAAGAAAGUCAGGUUGUCACGUGGAAUGGUUCUGGGAGGUACCUCAGCGAUUGAUUCUAUGGGGCACAUCAGAGGAAGUGAGCACGUUUUCGAGGAAUGGGAGCAGUCGGGAGCAGAGGGCUGGAACUUCACCGGCGUAAAAGAUUUCUACAAAAUGGCGGAAGACGUGAACAUCAAACGAGUUCCAUUAACAACUCACAGAGGACAAUGUGGACCCGUGCAUGUAACGGAACAAAAGGAUGACUCCUUGAGGUAUUCCAUGUUUAAAGCUGGAACCACAGAAAUGGGAUGGCCAGUGAUGGAGUGCAAUAUUGGAGAAAAUAUUGGUCUUUGUCGGAGCCAGCUUACAAUAAAGCAUGGGAAUCGUAUCAGCUCUGCUAAAGCUUAUCUCAACCCCGUGAAAAAAAGACUCAACUUAGAUAUCCAAACAGAGGCAAAAGUUAAAAAGGUCUUAAUUGACGAGUAUGAUCUCCGGGCAACUGGGGUGGUUUUUGUCUACCGUGGAAAGGAUUACACUAUAAAAGUGAGACGUGACGUUAUUCUGGCCGCUGGUCCCAUAGAAACACCCAAACUGUUAAUGCUUUCUGGCAUAGGAAAACCAGCUCAUUUAUCUGCCCUGAAUAUAACUGUUUUAGAGGAUUUACCUGUUGGAAAUAAUUUACAAGAUGGUUAUGUUGUGCCUCUACGACUGUACGUUAACCUACCGACAUAUCGACCAGAUAAACCCAUGGAAAACGUUCAAAGGUGGAGAGAUUACAUCUACCUUAGACGAGGUGAAUUAGCAGACGGUCUCCUUGAUGCACACUAUUUUUUGAGAACCUUACCGAGCAAACCGACUCGAUAUCCAGACAUUACUAUGUCUGUUGUCAAUAUGUUGCCAGAUAAUGACCACUCACUAUUAAUGAAAAUGAAUGUGGAAAAACAUGUGAGAGACACUUGGUACAAACAAGGAAGAGGGAAAAACGGCGUCUUGUUGGAGCUGACUUUGAUGCAUGCUAAAAGUCGUGGAACAGUACGACUUAGAAGUGCUGACCCCAACGAUCCACCCAUCAUUGACCCCAACUACCUGGCAGAGACUGAAGAUGUGGAGGAUCUACGCAAAGGUAUUGAAUUCAUUCAACGGCUUGCUACAACCGGGGCAUUCAAAGCUGUGAAUUCGGAGGUAGAGGAAAAAUUUACAGAAUGUAGGAAUCAUCCAGCCAAGUCUCAUACUUUCUGGAGGUGUUAUAUUCGAUAUCUAGGAUACAGUUCAAACGAACUUGUAGGGACUGCACGAAUGGGCAGACUAGAAGACAAUACUACAGUCGUAGACAGUGAUUUACGAGUAAAAGGAAUAAAGGGUUUAAGAGUUGCAGAUGCAUCAAUAAUGCCACAGAGCACUGGAACAACUCGAGCGUCCGUGAUCAUGAUUGGAGAAAAAGCUGCUGAUAUUAUAUACAAAGAUUUCAAAGAGUCUAAGGAAAACAUCCAUAAGCCCCAUGCAUUUUUAAAAGCUAGCAAAACAACAGAAAUGAAAAAUCUAGAUCCACUAACAUCUAGCAUUUAUGACACAAAACAACCUGUUGUGAAACUUGAGAACACGAAACCUUUAGAUCCAGAAACAUCUCCACUGAACACUGCAUCAGAGACCGAUCUACUGAGUAUGUUUGAACAGCUGGUAAUGGACCCUAUUACUGAUCCAAGCCCACCUCUAGGAACUGAAGCAGGGGGCUUGGGUAUCGGAGGUGGUGACUUAGCCUCGGGGAUCUUAGAUAAAUCUGGUCGUCUUUCAGAAAAUGCUUUGUUACAAAUUGUAGGAGCAUCCUCAGGAUCCACAAAACCGACAGAAGGUGAAUUGCCAGCGAACAUACAAAAUACUGCUGAUCAAGCUGUGAAUAAAGCAAGUGAGGCAGCUAAUUUUGUCAAAGCCGCUAGAAAUACUGUCAAACAAACAAAGAGUUCAAACAUUAAGGUUCCUGCAAAACCAGACAUUUUCUUAGAAAUCCAGAAUCUUUCUCUAGAUUCGAAAACCCAUGCAAAAAACACUAAACCAUCUCUUUCGCCUAAAGUUAAUACACUGAGUAUCGAGAGAUCCAAAAUUUCAAGAAGUGUGAAGAAAAAUCCAGAAAAUUCUAAAAUAAAAGCAACAAAACAACAAGUUAAGAAAAAUGUGAAUUCAAAAGUUGAACAGAAAUCCACUCCACCAAGGGUUAAUCACCGUGUAGUUGACAUACAUUCAUUUAUGAAAGGGCAGUCUGCUCCUAGUUCAGGAAAACGGGUAAUUGACAUGCAUUCUUUUUUAAAUAAUAAAUCGACCGUAGAUGCCCAGAGUUCUAAGUUACUAGAACCAUUCACGCUAGAUGGUGUCCUGAAAGCAAAUAGUGAAAUAAAUCGAGAAGGAGGCUUACGCCCAUUGCCUGCUUCUCUUCAGACCAGUCGUGUGUCUACUGGAGGCACCGAGUCUUUAUUUGACAAUCACAGGGAGGUGUUCCCAAGCAGAGAGCCGGAUGUUAGAGGUUUUGGAAGCAGUGCUGGUUCACUAUUAUCAAACAGUUUAGUCACAAGACGAUCAAAUCGAAGGCGAAAUACUUUAAGAGGAAGUGUUUUUCCGUGAAAAAAAACUUUAUUAUUUUUUAUAACAGACUCUACCUAAAGAGAGAUUGUUUAUUUUGGUGUAAAGGAUGACAGAAAUAAUAAAAC